CAGACCGCCGACAGAGGGGGCCUGAGUCACCGCUGCAGGGAGGAGACCAGAAGGCGGCACACACUCCUGCGACUCAUCUGUGAAUAUCUUUAUCAUCUGAAGGUUGUGACCUCCCUUGAGGCCCUAUCUUCAUCAUGACGGCGAUGGGGCAGCUAAUAUUCGAUGAGUAUGGGAAGCCCAUCAUCAUCCUCAAGGACCAGGACCAACAAAAGAGGCUGACGGGAAUUGACGCACUGAAGUCUCAUAUCUUGGCUGCCAGGAGUGUGGCAUCUAUCCUUACCACAUCAUUGGGUCCUAAAGGCUUAGACAAGCUGAUGGUGAGCCCUGAUGGUGACAUUACGGUGACAAAUGACGGUGCUACAAUAUUGAAGAUGAUGGAUGUGGAGCACCAAAUAGCUAAAUUGAUGGUGCAACUUUCCCAGUCACAGGAUGAUGAAAUUGGUGAUGGAACUACUGGUGUUGUGGUUUUGGCUGGAGCAUUAUUAGAAAAGGCUGAAUACUUAUUGGAUAAAGGUAUCCACCCAAUUCGUGUUGCUGAUGGGUACGAGCUAGCUGCUAAGAAAGCCAUUGAAAAUUUGGAAAAUAUUGCUGACGAGUUCCCAGUUGACAUGAACAACCUUGAACCUUUAAUUUUAACUGCCAUGACAACACUUGGCUCCAAGAUUAUUAAUCGCUGCCAUAGGCAAAUGGCAGAAAUUGCUGUGAAUGCGGUAAUGGCUGUGGCUGAUAUGAGUACCCGGGAUGUUAAUUUUGAGCUCAUUAAGGUGGAAGGGAAAGUUGGUGGUAAACUGGAAGACACAAUGUUGGUGAGAGGUGUUGUCAUAGAUAAAGACUUUUCCCAUCCUCAGAUGCCAAAGGAAUUAAAGGAUGUCAAGAUGGCCAUUCUCACUUGCCCAUUUGAACCUCCCAAGCCUAAGACAAAGCAUAAGCUUGAAAUUAGCAGUGUGGAGGAGUACAAUGCUCUACACGUAUAUGAGCAAAAACAAUUUGUAGAUAUGGUGGACAAGGUGAAGGCAACUGGAGCUAACCUUGCUAUUUGCCAGUGGGGCUUUGAUGAUGAAGCCAACCACCUUCUCCUUCAAAAGGAAUUGCCUGCUGUGAGAUGGGUGGGUGGACCAGAGAUUGAACUUAUUGCCAUAGCCACUAAUGGUCGGAUUGUUCCUCGGUUUGAGGAGCUGUCUCCAGAGAAGUUAGGUACCUGUGGAACAGUACGUGAAUUGACCUUUGGAACCACCAAAGACAGGAUGUUGGUAAUUGAAAAAUGUCCCAACACUAAGGCUGUGACAAUUUUCAUUCGUGGAGGAAACAAGAUGAUUAUUGAGGAAGCUAAGCGCAGUAUUCAUGAUGCCCUCUGUGUAGUAAGAAACUUGGUACGCAACAACAAAAUUGUGUACGGAGGUGGUGCUUCAGAGGUCUCUUGUGCUUUGGCUGUAUCGGAAGAAGCCGAUAAGAUUUCAACCCUGGAGCAGUAUGCUUUCCGUGCCUUUGCUGAUGCUUUAGAGAGCAUUCCACUUUCCCUUGCUGAGAACUCUGGUCUGUCUCCCAUUCACACAUUGGCUGACUGCAAGGCCCGCCAAAUCUCAGAAAAGAAUCCAUCAUUAGGCAUCGACUGCAAUAGCAAGGGAACAUGUGAUAUGAAGGAGCAGCAUGUGAUUGAGACACUGCACAGCAAGAAACAGCAGAUUCUUCUUGCCACCCAGCUUGUGAAAAUGAUUCUCAAGAUAGACGAUAUUCGCACUCCUGGUGAAUCCUUUAAUGGUUAAAUUGGUUGAUCAAAUAAACAAAAUUAUGUAAUCUCUGAGAGCAGAAGGAUUGAUGUAAGCUAAUCUUGUAUGUCUAAUUGCUUUACCUCACAUCUUAAUUUCUUAUAUUUUUUGUGUGUGAAGUCAUGACGAAUGCUUAAAAGACUUCACAAGUUUAUUUGCAACAUGCUUUAACAUUACUUGUCACCCUAAUCCAGUGGUUUUAAUAAAAAAUGUUAAAA
Molecule: messenger RNA, 1984 nt
Organism: Homarus americanus (American lobster)
Lineage: Eukaryota; Metazoa; Arthropoda; Malacostraca; Decapoda; Nephropidae
Gene: CCT5
Product: T-complex protein 1 subunit epsilon-like
Exons: 5
Coding region: 135-1763 (542 amino acids)
Biological process (GO): protein folding
Cellular component (GO): chaperonin-containing T-complex
Molecular function (GO): ATP hydrolysis activity; ATP binding; ATP-dependent protein folding chaperone
Source: RefSeq, a predicted model, not a curated record